ACCUUCAUGUUGAGGGCAAUAACGCUUAAAACUCGAGAUAGUUUUGGCGGAGGGUCCAUAUAUAAAUGACGUAGGCAGACUAACCGGUCCUUUUUUCUCGCCCUCAGAGCAAAAUGACUAAGAAGAGGAGGAACAACGGACGUGCCAAGAAGGGCCGUGGACAUGUCCAGCCCAUCCGCUGCACCAACUGUGCCCGUUGUGUCCCCAAAGACAAGGCCAUCAAGAAGUUUGUCAUCAGAAACAUCGUGGAGGCCGCAGCUGUGAGGGACAUCACAGACGCCAGCGUAUUUGAGCCAUACGUGCUGCCCAAGCUGUAUGUGAAGCUGCACUACUGUGUGAGCUGCGCCAUCCACAGUAAGGUGGUGAGGAAUCGCUCCACUGAGGCCAGGAAGGACCGCACUCCUCCUCCACGCUUCAGGCCCGGCGGUCAGGCUCCCAGAGCUCCCCCCAAGCCGAUGUGAUCACCAUCCUAAAGAUCAACCGACAAACGAAAAAAAUAAACUUUUUCCAUUUUGGAAAAAUUA
Messenger RNA from Engraulis encrasicolus (European anchovy), 524 nucleotides. It is a transcript of the gene rps26, whose product is annotated as ribosomal protein S26. The transcript is spliced from 4 exons. Gene Ontology annotation, biological process: translation. The record is from RefSeq and is a predicted model, not a curated record. Gene Ontology annotation, cellular component: ribosome; cytosolic small ribosomal subunit. Gene Ontology annotation, molecular function: mRNA binding; structural constituent of ribosome. NCBI's taxonomy places the organism in Eukaryota, Metazoa, Chordata, Actinopteri, Clupeiformes, Engraulidae. The coding region runs from base 114 to 461 and encodes 115 amino acids.